UAAAUAACAUUGAUAAAAAUUUAAAAUUUUUAAAUAUAGAGAUUGAUCAUACAUUAUGUAUGAAAAAUGAUAUUGUUAGAAUUAUUAAUGUGAUAUUUAUAGUAAUAACAUGUAAUUUAAUGGAUUAUUAUGGAUUAUUAGACAAUAAUGCAAAUUUUUUAUAUGUUUUAAUGUGGAUAUUUGAUCGAAUACCUGAUUUUGUUAAUGUUAUUAUAAUAUGUACUUUUGCCAUUUUUAUGAAUAAAAUUAAAAUUAGAUUUAUACAGAUAAACACAAUGCUAAAUAUUAUUACAAAAGGAAAAACUUUCAUUUCUAUCUCCGAGACAUCUAAUAUAAAUAAUACUUCCAGAUACAACUUAUUAAAGUGUGUACAAUUCGAAUUAUGCAAAACGAUAUCACUUUUAAAUGAAUCAUAUAACUUUAGAUUUAAUGUUUUAUCAAUAAUAUAUAUUGCAUAUAUUUGUUUAGAUAUGUGUAUUAUAUAUAUACAUAUUAACAAUCGACUUUACAUGGUUGAUGUAAUACUUAGUUUUGUAUGGAGUAUCAUUAAUUUAAUUAAAAUUAUUUAUUUAAUUCAUUCAUAUCGCAAUUUAACUCUAAAGUAUAGUUAUGCAGAAUCAAAUAAGGAUAUUUUUUAAAUUUACUUAUCAAAUAUUCGAACUUAUCAUUUUAUUUAUAAAUGUAAUGAUCUUGUAAUUUUUUUAAAUAUUAUGCUUAUAUAAAUACCAACCGAUCAGCAAUAAAA
Molecule: messenger RNA, 745 nt
Organism: Apis dorsata (giant honeybee)
Lineage: Eukaryota; Metazoa; Arthropoda; Insecta; Hymenoptera; Apidae
Exons: 3
Coding region: 60-638 (192 amino acids)
Source: RefSeq, a predicted model, not a curated record